Messenger RNA from Mycena indigotica, 1293 nucleotides. RefSeq names its product DUF676 domain-containing protein. Lineage: Eukaryota; Fungi; Basidiomycota; Agaricomycetes; Agaricales; Mycenaceae. The coding region runs from base 1 to 1293 and encodes 430 amino acids. The record is from RefSeq and is a predicted model, not a curated record. The transcript has 5 exons.
AUGGCAUCCGCUGGCUCGUCCGCCUCUCUUCCUUCAGAAUGUCAUCUUAUUGUCAUAACCCACGGAAUGUGGGGAAACCCCAGCCACGUCGGCGAGUUGGCUCGGGUAAUCAAAGAAACUCAUCCCGGCCCUGAACUCCAUGUUCUACGCCCACAAUCGAAUCGGGAAGAAAACACUUACGAUGGCAUUGACUGGGGAGGAGAACGUGUGGUGCAAGAGAUUAUAGACGAAGUCGCAGAGCUCAAACGCGAGGGCCGGACCGUCACUCGUUUCUCAAUAACAGGCUACUCACUGGGAGGUUUGGUGGCACGUUACACAGUGGGCAUUCUACAGCAACGCGGCUUCUUCGAGACGAUAACGCCCGUCAACUUCAACACUAUUGCCACGCCACACUUGGGAGUCCCUCGCAUGCCUUCCUCAUUCUUCUCGUCACUGGCUUCACUCAUCGGGCCCCGGCUGCUUUCACGCACCGGAGAGCAGUUCUACUGUGUGGACAAAUGGCUCAAGGACCGACCAUUACUCGAAGUCAUGGCAGACCCCGACCAAAUAUUCUAUCAGUCUCUUGCCAACUUCCACAGCAUUCGGAUAUACGCUAACGCUGUCAAUGACACGACUGUUCCGUAUGUUACGGCGGCUAUUGAAGUGAAUGAUCCAUUCAUCUCCCGCGCAACGAACGGAAUCCAAGUAGAACUGGAUGACAAAUAUUCUCCUCGCGUCCAAGCAUACAACGUACCGGAGGUUCCGCCUCCUCCGGAAUCCAAACCAAUGGUCUUUACGCCAAAGUGGUUCAAGUCAAUCAAGUUCACUCGCCCGCCUCUCCCCCCAUGGCUCACUUUCAGAUUCCCUUUCAACUAUGUGGUCUAUUUGAUGAUACCACUCCUUAUACCCACUGUCCUGUCGUUGACACUUUUCCGACUUGCUGUCGCCACCCGUUCCUCUCGUUUACGCAUAAAGCUUCUAGAAGAGGAUGCUGCAUCGCCUGGAAGUGUUGAGAGGCUUGCACAGGUUCUCGCAAAACUGGAAAGUCAAGUGGAGAGCACUGUUCUCGACCUGGUCGAAGAGACCAGUGCAGAUGACGACUCUUCACCUAACAAAGUUCAACCGCUGCUCACCACUGUCCAGCGUCGCAUCGCUGCCAAUCUUAACAAGCUUCCCAUUACAAAGGAAAUAGCAUAUUUUCCCACCAUUCGCUUCGCCCAUGCGGUCAUUGUCUGUCGCGACGUCAGGAAUUUCGAAUGGCACAAGGCCGGCGAAAACAUCGUCAAACACUGGUCUACGGUCUUUAUUCUGUAG